This is a messenger RNA of Acipenser ruthenus (sterlet), 6542 nucleotides long. Its product is annotated as homeobox protein aristaless-like 4. The transcript is spliced from 4 exons. Gene Ontology annotation, biological process: regulation of transcription by RNA polymerase II. The record is from RefSeq and is a predicted model, not a curated record. Bases 361 to 1449 code for a protein of 362 amino acids. Gene Ontology annotation, molecular function: RNA polymerase II transcription regulatory region sequence-specific DNA binding; DNA-binding transcription activator activity, RNA polymerase II-specific. Lineage: Eukaryota; Metazoa; Chordata; Actinopteri; Acipenseriformes; Acipenseridae.
UUUUUUUUACCCUCCUGAACCUUGAGGGGGCUUUUUAGAUUUUGGUCAACUUGCAGUUUCUGAAAAACAUCUGAAUCCUUUUAUAACCCUCCCCAGCUGUGUCUGCGAGUGUGUGUGUGUGUGUGUGUGUGAGAGAGAGAGAGAGAGAGAGAGAGAGAGAGAGAGAGAGAGAGAGAGAGAGAGAGAGAGAGAGAGAGAGAAUCUGUUGCUUCGCUCUCCAAAAAGGAAGAAAAAAGACAGAAAAAAGAAAGGAAGUUAAAAACAGCAUUUGGAUUUGUCUGUUAUUAUUAUUAUUAUUAUUAUUAUUAUUAUUAUUAUUAUUAUUAUUAUUAUUAUUAUUAUUAUUAUUAUUAUUUAGGAAUGAACGCUGAGACGUGCGUUUCUUACUGUGAUAUGACAGCCAUGGAUUCAUAUUAUAGCACACCGCAAGGUAGAGAUCACCAAACAAAUCCGUUUAGGACAUUCCAGCCCGGUGACACCAAGUACAGCCCCACUUUCCUGACCAACAAAGGUCAGGCAUAUGGGGAAAAGUCGCGGAGCCCGUUCCAACAGGAAUGCCAGUCAUUGGAUGCCAGUUCUGGGGAAGGCACCUUUAACAAAUACCACCUCUUCAUGCAGAGGUCCUCUUGUAAAACUCCCCCAGAAGGAAGCAAACUCCACCAAGACAGCAGCCACAACGGAGCGCUUAUCUCCUGUUAUGCCAAAGACAGCAGUGGGCUGACGGACUCUGAGUUGCCCCCGAGCACUGACCCUGCAGGGAUGGACAGCAGCUACCUCAGUGUGAAAGAGUCCGGGGUCAAGGGACCCCAGGACCAUCCGGGCUCUGAGAUAACCAACCCGCUGGACAAGGGUGAAGGCGAGAGCAACAAGGGCAAGAAGAGACGCAACCGCACCACCUUCACCAGCUACCAGCUCGAGGAGCUGGAGAAGGUGUUCCAGAAGACACACUACCCCGACGUGUACGCCAGGGAGCAGCUGGCACUGCGCACCGACCUGACUGAGGCCCGAGUGCAGGUGUGGUUUCAGAACCGAAGAGCGAAGUGGAGAAAGAGAGAGCGGUUCGGCCAGAUGCAACAGGUUCGGACUCAUUUCUCAACUGCCUACGAACUCCCUCUUCUAACCAGAGCUGAGAAUUAUGCACAGAUCCAGAACCCGUCGUGGAUCGGGGGUGGCAGUGCAGCGUCUCCAGUGCCGGGCUGUGUGGUUCCCUGUGACACGGUGACCUCCUGCAUGACCCCUCACCCCCAUGCGGGCAGCAGCGUCUCCGACUUCCUAGGUGUGCCCAGCCCUGGGGGCCACAUGGGACAGACGCACAUGGGCAGCCUCUUUGGCAACCCGGGCAUCAACAGCUAUGACCUCAACGCAGAGCCCGACCGCAAAUCCUCCAGCAUCGCUGCCCUGCGCAUGAAGGCUAAAGAACACAGCGCUGCCAUCUCCUGGGCUACAUGAUGAUACUGCCCACAAACCUGUUUUAAUUCAAACAAAAACAAAAAAAUUCAAUAAUGAAAGCAAUACAAAUGAAAAAAAAAAGCUGAAUUUUAUUUUUACAAAUAAUCAAACACUAAAUAAUAUAGUCAUAAAAGACUCUUUGAGUGCCUAAACUCUGGCCAAGUGAGUGUCUAAACCCUGAAAACAGGGCCUCGGGUUUAAGCGAUGUUGCUGAAGUGCAUGAAAGCGGUUUUGGUUCAUGGGUUUAAUAGUUUCUGUAAGGCAGUGAUUUAAAGUUUAGGUUUGAAACCUCUUGCUAUCAGGAGGUCGCAUUAUUGUAAAACAAGAAACGGCUUCUUUGACAAACACUGCCAUUUCUGCGGCAAGAAACAUUUUGGUUUUUUUGGUGCAAGAAGAGGUGUAUUCAAUCAUAACAUGUAACACUCACAGUAUUGCCCUGUUCAGUGGGGACAUUUAAUUCAUUUGGGAGAAUGGGCAUUUUUGCAUUUUUUUUAAUUGAAUAUCGUAAAUCAGGCCAAUAACAUGGGUCAUAAAGAGGCAAUGUACUUUUUUGAUUGAAUCCAAUACUAAGGAUGGCUACAAUAUUGAACAUCAAGGCUUUGCACUGGUAUACAAAAAAUGUGUUACAAAAAAUACACUUCCACAUUAGGCUUCAGAUGAUCCCAUUAUUAAAAUGACUUGGUGUAGAGGAAAUAGCGAAAGUUUAGGGCCUGUAAGCAUUUAUUGUUUUACUGUAUCUUUUUAUUAUAUUUUAUUGAGAUUGCUUAACAAACUGAAUGAGUUUUCCUGCAGGGAGCUAUGUCCCUCUGGGAUGAGGGAGCUAGGCAGCGUUACAUGCUUAGUUUUUAACAGGCCAGUCCUGCUGGAGAGGGGAGACGAGCAAGAAAACGAGAAAGUACUGCACUUCUGGAAUAGACGGCAGAUUUCUUUUUUUUAUUAGCCUAAUCAUUGCUCAAAGUAGAGGUUAACCACACUGCACCUUCCUGUAAUUACAAAGUGCUUACAUUGUUCUAACAUGUACUAAUCAUUGCAACCCGUGUAGUCACAUCAUCAGUUUGGAAAAGAGCUAGUGAUGAAUAAAAUCACAUGGGUCACAAUGUUUAGUAUCUGUGAAGUGCAAUGUAAGUGUCUUGUCCUAAUACCUAGGUACUGUACAGUAAGUAUAGCUUAACCCAAACAUCAUAAUUGGUAGCCAUAUUCUACUUAAGUUCACAAUAAUUUAUCCCUGCAUGUUAGUUGAUCAUUUUAAAGGAGGAAAAUUAGAGAUUUCAAUGGUGUACAAUAAGCAUUGAGUUACCUUUUUUCUUCUAAAUUGGAAAGUUGCAGUGAUUUAAUCCAACAGAUAUCUCUUUAACACCCUGCACAGAAAUCCUGUUGUAGCUGAGGGGCAAGGUGAUCGAAAGAGUGAAUAUCAAAUACGCAGGACGAGUUCGCGUUUUUUAUACAUCGCUCUGCUACUUUUAUACAUUAGGGUACAUUUUCAAUCCAAACAACACAAGGAUUUUUUGAUGUUGUUUUACUUCCAUACUGAUACUCUCUAGUGCCUUUCAGGUUCAGGGUCUGUUUCUAAGUGUAACGGACAGCUGGCAAAGGAGCAACCCUAGAGGUUUAGGGGCUGCAGAGCUUGAAAGAGCAAGACAAGCUUCUGCUGUUCUGUAGAGGUGAGAGAUUGGCAUUGAUUUAAACUGGACAUGGCAUUUCCACAGGUACCCCUCCCCACGCGCUCGUCCGGGCCUCAAAGGAAACCAUUUACCAGCCUUGGCUUACAGGAAAACGCCAUCCCCACUCAUGUGGCGCUGAGCAGCCAGCAAUAACACUGCAAACACACUCAGGUCUGCAACCUUGACGUGCUUUCUAAAGACCUGGAUAGUUUCAAUAAAAAGGUUUUAACAUAUAUUACUUCUUUAUUGCAGACAGAUUCUGAUGCAAAUACCUACAUUUUUUUUAUAUUGUUCUGACUCUAUAUAUAAACCGAGCACCAUUUGACCUGCCUUAGGUGACUUGAAAUCACUCUCAAUCCAAACACAUGGAAAGCACAUUUUCAAGGUGGACUGUAAUGCCAUGCAAUUAAAAAAAAAAGGUGCCAAAGCCCACAGUAAGACUAAAGGGAGACGCUUCACGCUGUAGAGUUGUAAAGUGCCUUAGCAGAGGGGGAUUGAGGGAUCCCAAUAACUGCGGCUCAGGUUGGCAAUGAAUUUUAAGCUGAGCUUCAUAGAGUUGUUGGCCGCUGUUCUGGGGAAGCGAAUUCAAGAAAAACGUUCCCUGUGCCAGACGUGGAAUCCGGUUUCUCUAAACGCCUGCUUGCUCCAGGGCUUUCCUUGGCUAUGCUGCAGUACAUUCCAAAGAUUGAACCUUGCAGUUCAGAGCAGUGGAUUCAAUUCAGCAAGCAGGUUUGGAAUACCAGUGCAUGCACUGACUGACUUUAGUCCAGUGGAGUCUACAGUUUGAAAACGCAGACAUUCAGAUAUUUAUCCUUGCGUGUCCCGUGCAAUCAAAGGUGAUAAAUAAUUCCAAUGCUAUGCAAAUAAUUUACAAAAGUUGUAAUUCAAUAGUUGAAAAAUCACAAAACCAAUAUUUAAAAAAAAAAAAAAAAGCACAAAACUCAGACCUCUGAUUUCUAAAAUAGCAGGGCUUCUAGAUAAAUGUGACUUUUUUUUUUCUUCCUGUAACCCAGUUGGUGAUUUUCCUGCAUUUAACAAAAAUCAAUUUAUGCAAUCCACAUAAUUCCUUUCUCCAUAUUAAUAACGAUAUUAUAUAUGAUAAUUAUUUCCUGUCGACUACUCCUGUAUUUAUCCUGUAGACCUGAAGAAAGUUAACCAAAUCUCUAGUGUAUGUAAUUCAGCCAAGGAAGUCCCUCCCUGUAGCUCAACAGUCACUGCUGCCCAAACAUCACGUACUUAUUGCACCUCUUUUGGGUUCAUUGUUGGAAAACUAUUCACCAUAAAUGGGAGUAUUUCUUCCUUAAUUGUGAUUACAUCAAAUGACAUGACAGCCAAAAUUGAAGCAUUGACAGAACGUUAUGCUUUAUGUUAUAAGGAUGCACUGUUCUAUAAAUUCAAUACUAGGGUGUGCAAUUUAUAUAUUGGGAUUUUUAAUCAACACACAAGUAAUAACACAUUAGUAGCGCCUCCUGCCUAUUUAGAAUCAGAAUAGUAUAUGUUCACAAACCUAAGCUCCACUUACUUUCAAUGUAUUUAUAUAUUUAUAAGUCUAUUUAUCUUGUUAUGCAUUUAUCAAAUUCUAUUUAGCAGCCUUUACUGACUGUAUAUUGAUAUAUCUAGACUGGCAAAGAUCUGCAAUGGAAACUACUAUAGUUUUGCAGCAGAGUAGCCCAUGACAAAUGCAUUUAUUUUAUUGUGAUUUUAUUUUACAUUGGAAUUAAAUGCUUGAGGGUUAAGCUAAUGCUUGUCAGAAAAUUACAAUUCUUCUAAUUAAUUAUAUACAAUCCAACACCGUACAAGACUCCAAUAUUAAUUUCCCAGGAGGGGAAAGUGAAAAUGAAGCGCUGCAAACCCACAGGGGACCUUAUCAAAGGUUUAAACUGAAAGUAAAAGUUAUGAUUUAAAGAAAUAUUGACAGUGCCCAGGUGCACCAUUGGUAGAUAAUAUUGCAUUAUCAUAGAACAUUUUAAUUGAUUUAACAUGUCUACGCAAACUUGUAGUAAACAUUCACUAAAAAGCAAACCUAUAAAUUAGAGAUAAAAAAACCUACAAAUACAUCUCGGGUGAGAAGAUAAUGUAUUACAUUGGGGCGGUCAUGUCAAUAUUCAUGGACAUUGGCUCAUUUUCAAAUCAGUUGGUUUGUACAUCCCUAGGACAUGCAUCAGGUACACAUUUGCACUAUAUUAUGGCCAGUGUUCUUAUGAUGAGGUGCUUGUUACCAUUGAUCUGCUCAAAAACAAAAUAGUACGAGAUCUUGAACCAAAUACAUGCGUUUUAAAUGGUACAGGCUUUAGGAACAUGCAAGUGGAGGAUAUAAACCAAUAGAAACUAGGCAUGAGGUCUACUGGAAAUGUUAUCAGGUCUUCAGCCUGUCUCACAGAAGCCUUCAGUCACUCUAUCCUCUCCUAGCAAGGAUGACAUACAUGCAUAUCUACAUACAUAGGGGCAUUGACUCUUGUAGUUCAAUAUGAUGGUACAGCACAUUCAAAUCUGGGUCUCUUCUUCGCCGUUCCUCACUUGAACCCCACUGCCGUUUGUAAUACUACUGAAGCAGGGCAACAUGUUUUCUAGAUUAAUAAUAUAAUGGUAAUCUUUUUUUUUUCUGUGUGUGUGUGUGCAAUUGUGUGGGGGUGUGUGGAUUUUAAGUGUAAAUUUAUUUGAGAGAUUUGCAGGGUUUAAAGACCCUUAGAAAUAUAACUCUUCUAAUUUGUUGUAAAGUAUUUUUAACCUUGAAAAACCAAAAGUCUGUUUUCCUGGCUUAGAAGGAAAAAAAAUGCAUCUUGGUUUCAUUCUAUGAUUUAAAAAAUGUUUAAAAAAAAAAAAAAAAAAAAGAAAAAAAAGUUGCAAUGGCUUUAAGCGAAAUUGUACUGCUUUUUAAGUAAUGCUAUUGUUAUACUUUAAUUGUAUUCAUGUUCUUAUAUUGUAUCAUGUUUUUUGAUUUGCUAGUAAGUUAUUGCACUUACAAAAGAUUUUGCAACUAUGUUUUUCUGGUAGUGACUUGGGGUCAGAUCUUUACAGCAAGGGUCAGAACGCAGAAGACCGCAUGCUCUUGAGACUAAUACAGGAUGUUUCUAGUUGAAAUCUCAGUUUUCUAAAGUUGUUUUUUAGAAACUGUUCUCAGUAGCACUGUUCAAAUUGUUGUCUUCUCCUCCCUCUAGCAUCAAUUUUCUAUAAAGCAUGGUCACAUGUACUAAAUAAAAGAAUGACAAUACAUUGCUUUUAAUUCACUUUGAUUUAUUAUCCGUGUUGCAAAAAAAUAAAAUUCCCCAAGAAUAACUUUACUAUUUUUAAGUUUUAAGUUCUCACAUAGUUUUAUUUUUUUUUUCAGUAAAAGAACAUCUUAAUAUAAAUCAUCUAAGCUAUGGCCAAAAGUUUUGCAUCAGCUAGAAUUUUAGGAUUGAGACCAUUUAAAAAAAAAAAAAAAAAAAACCC